CUAGAUAGUUUUUGCCUAGCUGCGGGACUUUUGUCCACGACUGUAUAAUUGAUUUGUAUGAAAUGAUUGAAGAAAAUGCCUUCGAUCAAGUCUUACGUGCUUAUGUGAAAAAAAGAACUUGCUGAAGAAACAUUUUCAGAUGAAGAACGACAACGUGUCCUAACUGUAUUUUCUCGUAAAACAUUCGAAAAAGAAACAAUUGCUGAAACAUUGAAAAGUAUCGAUAGUUGGAUUUCGAUGCUCAAACGAUUAAUGAUUCGUGUGUUAAAUGCUAAUGUCAGUCUUGAAGUUCCACUUCAACUUUAUCUUGAACGAACCGAUUUAUGGAAUGAUUGUGUGAACAAUAUCGAUCUUGAAACCUUUCAAGUUGAUGAUGUUAUUCUUCUUCAACACACCUAUGUCGUCCUAAGAGGUUUAGAAAAAAGACAACAAACGAAUAAUAAAUCACCACAACAACAAAACGUAUCAAAUAUUCAAACUAUAGAAGGACAACGACAAAAAGUUCAAACAUGGUUCGAUACAACAACUAGAUCGACAACAGCUCCCAAAGUGAUUGCUGACAAAAAAGGAGAUAAACCAAAGAUUCGUAUGUGA
Rotaria sp. Silwood1 is the source of this 594-nucleotide messenger RNA. NCBI's taxonomy places the organism in Eukaryota, Metazoa, Rotifera, Eurotatoria, Philodinida, Philodinidae. The record is from the annotation of a GenBank genome assembly.